This is a messenger RNA of Hyposmocoma kahamanoa, 3564 nucleotides long. RefSeq lists its product as uncharacterized. The transcript is spliced from 16 exons. The record is from RefSeq and is a predicted model, not a curated record. Bases 518 to 2737 code for a protein of 739 amino acids. NCBI's taxonomy places the organism in Eukaryota, Metazoa, Arthropoda, Insecta, Lepidoptera, Cosmopterigidae. Gene Ontology annotation, molecular function: protein binding.
GGCCCUGGAAUUUUACUGUUGCAAGUUCGUCCGCAAGAGGUGCGGCGAUCGGACCAGCUGGCUGGUUUGACAGUACUCGCAGCACGGCGACGGGCCCGGGCGCCGGCGACCGGCGCAUUCCACACUCACGUGUUCACAUCAAAUGAUAAUACAAUUUCAACCUCGCGUCUUCAUUAACAACUUUUGCAACAACUCGUGAAAGUGACAAUUAGAUAUCAACCGUGAGCGCAACAAAAGGAUUUAAGAAUUCCAACUUACUGCUUGUGUUUUUUAAUACUAAAAUAAUAGUUCAGUUCCGUUUGUGUUGUGUGAAAAGUAAUAGUCGUAUUGUGUGCGUGCGAGAACCGUUUUGUGAUAUUUUUGGUUUGUUUUUUUGGUAUUGUUCCACUGUGCAAGGAUUCUGGAAUUUGGUGCAUAUUAAAGGCAUCUAAACACCUGCAGAGAAGAUAGAGAGCAGUCAACAUCAGAAGGGCGGCGCAAUGCAGGCGGCGGGACCCACGUGAGGUCCCGCCACGCUAUGGGCUCGAACAUCAGCCAGCAUUCGGCCAAGGGUCUGAAAGGACGUCGCGCCAGAUCCAGCGGCGACCUUUGCAAUGGCGACUCGAAAAGCCAAACGGAAUCGUCAGUAUGCGGAUCCGUUGUUGGCGACAUGGCCUGGAACAGGUCCCUUCCAAACCAUUUGGACGGGAACCGCCACCUUGCAGAGUACAGCCGUGUGAACAACAAUUACGCAGAAUUCACCACGUACAAUCGAUGUCAUCCAAAAGGUGGACGGGGAUUGCGGUACAGGGUUUCUAAAUCCGGGUCAGGCACCGAACCAGUAUGGAAACUGCAAGACCCUGGAUUCGACCAAGGAUACGGCUCGGAGCGCUCACCGGAAGACGACUAUGCCGCUCCGAUAGUGCCUCAAGCCGUUUCUUUGGAGGAAUAUGAAGCUGAACUGAGGACAGUCUACCCUUUUAUUAAUGAUGGAUACGCCAGACGUCCAAAAAAGCAGUGGUACGUCGUAUGGGAAGCGCUAGAAGUUCUACGAACGGCACCGGCGCGUGUCGAGUUACGGGUCUGCCGCCCGCCCCUUGAAGCAUUGGAGUCGGUCACGCCGCCUGAGCCGCCUACGCCGCCUGCGCGCACGCCGCACCCGCCACAUCUACCGCCUCAUCAACCGCUGCUUGAUCCGUUGAAUUGCCAUCCUAUGCAUGCCAGGCUCUCACAAACAACCAGCAGUGCGACCACAUCAUCAUCAGAGGGUAAAGGCCGCAGAGAGCACAGUCCUGAAGCAGACAGACGAGAUCUUCAUCUUCCCGAUCUCGAUCAACCUUUACCAGUCUAUAAUAUUCAGUAUGGGGACGACGGAUCAGUGGAAUUCGACAUAGUAAUGACGAAGGUGAAUGGCUCCCUGGGUUUCACGCUGCGUAAAGAGGAUCACAGCGCGUUAGGGCAUUACGUGCGCGCGUUGGUAAGGGAGCCGGCACUCAGCGAUGGACGGAUACAGCCCGGGGACAGAAUUGUAGCGGUGAACGACACACCGAUGUCCAAUAUGUCGCACGCGGAAGCUGUGGCUUUUCUGCGCGCAUGCGGCUCCGAAGUGCGCCUGCGACUGUACCGGGACCACGCUGCCACACCGCUCUCGCCGAUGUCACCUAAAGAAGAACCUACUGAUUCUGAUGCUCCACUUAAUAGACCUAAACCACCGCUAAGACCUGAAGCAGUGUCGAUGCUAUGCGAUUUAGCUGCGAGACGGCUAACACCGGACGCAGUCGAUAGUUCCCGGUCCCCCUGCCUCUCGCCACGCAAGUUCCGAAAACUUACUAAGGAUAACAACCACUACGAACUACCUAAUGAUAUGCCGACAUCCUACGUUACGGUAAAACCGCACAGCUCGGAUCACUCCGAGAGCGCUCAGGAAACGAAGCGGCCACAGCGAGCACACUCAAUAACCCUCGCCAGCUCAACCGCACCCACAAGUAGUAGAAAACAAAAACUAAGCCUGACAGUUCCUCCGCAUGGCUACGAGCUAAAUAACUUAGACAACGAUGCUCUGGAUGCCCCAAACGUGUACCAGGAAGACAUACAUCGGCAGAGGUAUCCGCAGCCAACAUUCCCUGUGGAUUCCGACGAGCCAGUUUCGAUGCCCGCCGAACUGUCUAGCGAUGAAGCUAGAUUCAAGCACGCGAACCCUGCCUACCAAAGUGCCGUGUUACACACUUCUACUAACAGCGACGCCACUUCUGAUGGACUUAAAGACGACAAAAAUGGUUUAAAGAAAUGGAAAGGAGUAGCAUUAUCGCCAGAUAACGAGAGGAAGGCGAAGAUACACCCGCCGCCGCCGCCGCCGCCGCCGCCUCCCCCCAAGUCCAUGGAAAAUGAUCCCGUCCAGAAAGAAAACGUCAAACCCGAUCUACCGAUAGAAGAAACAAGCAACGAACCGACGAUUGUGACAGUGGAAUUGAACCGGGGAUGGAACAGCAGACUGGGUUUUAGUGUUCAGAGCCACCCGGACUCCGGUCAGAGCUACAUCUCAGCUGUGUACAAUGACAGCGUCGCUGCAAGAGACGGAAGACUGCGGCGCGGUGAUGUCAUUUUGCAGGUUAACGACGAGAACGUGACGUCGAUGAAGACACCAGAAGUGAUUGAUCUCCUACGAAUCCUGCGAGGCUCUAUUUGCAUCACAGUGCUCCGACCCCCAACCCUCAGUGAAAAAAAACAAGAUCAGAAACCGUAUAUGUCAAAAAAUUAAGUAAGAUAAUAUAACAGAAAACGGGGUCUACAUAAUAUGGCCGCCAUAAAAAUUCUGCCGGAGUACAUAAUGCACCUAAGUUGCACGUCAUACACCCUAGGUUUGAAUGUGUGUAGAAAGAGACUCAGACCCAUUAAAUAUUUUUUGUGAAUUAAGAUAAAGAUCUGUGUAUAUAACUGAGAAAUCGAAUUGUCUCUAAUUAAAGGCAUAUAGCUAUAAUGGAAUACACUAUAUGUAUACAUAACGGGAAACACUGUCGUGCGUGUCAAAUGCUUAUUCUUUGUCGAAAAUGUUUCGAGGUGGUUUUGGAAUAUUUUUUAAGAUUAAUAAAUUUCUUAGUAAAAUAAAAAUUCUGAAACAAUAAAAAGAACAACGUUUCAAAGGAACAAAGAAACAAGUCUGAAUGAAAGCAAAAUAUAUGAUAGUGAAAUCUGCUAGCUACAUUAUAGUUUUCGCAAUAAUAGAAAAUGGAGUAGCGGGUAGCGAUUUCAGAGGAAAUCUGUGAAAGAUGUAGCAAGUAAAAUAAUGUAAAUCUUUAUGAGUUAAAUAGUGAAAUAUAAUGAAACGAAAUCCUAAACAGAAACUACAUUAUAAAGACUCCUUAAAAUCUUAUUAUCGUGAGCUGUUAUAUAACACCUAUAUAACAUUUGUUUAAGGUAUUUAAAAUAUGUAGAUUCAGUUUGAUGGUUCAUAAAAUGGCGUCAAAGUUGUCGGGAGUUGUAAUAGUUUACCGUUCGUUAAAUGUACCUUUUAACAAUUUAGUAGACAUGUAUGGCUAAAACUGGGUUAAUUCAUCAUUAUUAUAGUCCAUUAAUAAAUAGCUGACC